CAUCCACACGCGCCGAGUUGACAGACGUGAAAACUGACCUUCUCGGCGGCCUCGUCGCUCGUCCUGAGCAAGACGAGGAGACCUUCAAAGUUUUGUCCGACUCGUUGGUUUCUCUGCGUGUUUUGUUACACACGCAUGCAGUCAUGCCGGUGGAAAUCCCCAGUUUGCAGGAGCUGAAGGUGGACGAGAUUAAUGUGUCAUCUGCGGUGCUGAAGGCGGCCGCUCAUCACUAUGGCUCGCAAUGUGACAAACCCAACAAGGAGUUCAUGCUCUGCCGCUGGGAGGAGAAAGACCCUCGCAAGUGUCUCGAAGAAGGGAGGAAAGUCAACGAGUGUGCCCUUAACUUCUUCAGGCAAAUCAAGGGGAACUGCGCAGAGUCGUUCACCGAGUACUGGACCUGUCUAGACUAUUCCAAUUUGGCCGAGCUGCGUUAUUGCCGCAAGCAACAGGAAUCCUUCGACAACUGCGUCCUUGACAAACUGGGCUGGGAGAGACCCGAGCUGGGAGAUCUGUCGAAGGUGACCAAGGUUUCCACUUCGAGGCCCCUGCCUGAGAACCCCUAUCACUCUCGUCCGCGCCCCGAGCCCAACCCGACCACCGAGGGUAAACUCGAGCCUUCCAAAUACGGCAGCAGGUUGUUCUUUUGGACCUGGUGAGGUCACGGGCUCUGUCCAAAAGCAGCCAAAAUGGUAAAAUGUGCCCAUAGCAGCAGUUUGAUGUUGUUUAAGUCUAAAAGUUGCUUUUGCACAGAGCUUUAGCUGGCUUCAUAAAAUAUAUUUUGAUGAAAGGAAGGCUGUGUGAUUCAUACAGCUUUCCUGUCUACUUCUGUAAAUGUCGCACGUCAACAUGGUUGUCACAUAAUAAAGAAAUAAAUUAAGACGA
Molecule: messenger RNA, 882 nt
Organism: Syngnathus acus (greater pipefish)
Lineage: Eukaryota; Metazoa; Chordata; Actinopteri; Syngnathiformes; Syngnathidae
Gene: ndufa8
Product: NADH:ubiquinone oxidoreductase subunit A8
Exons: 4
Coding region: 144-656 (170 amino acids)
Biological process (GO): mitochondrial electron transport, NADH to ubiquinone
Source: RefSeq, a predicted model, not a curated record